CGCGAUGGUCGCCGCGGAGGCGCUGGCGGGAGUGGCGCUGGCGAUGGGCCUCUACGCCUUGCUGUAUUACAACUUUAUCAAAGGGGCCACGUGCAAGAACGAGACCAGCCUGCGGGGCAGGACGGUGCUGAUCACAGGUGGAAACACUGGGAUCGGGAAGACAACGGCCUUGGAUCUGGCCCGGAGGGGAGCCCGCGUCAUUCUGGCUUGCCGGGACAGAGGGCGAGGAGAAUCCGCCGUCUAUGACAUCAGGAGGGAAAGUGGGAACAAUGAAGUUCUCUUCAUGAGCCUGGACUUGGCCAGCUUCAAGUCAGUGAGGGCUUUUGCAACGGCUUUCUUGAGAUCUGAGCCCCGCCUUGACAUUCUCAUCAACAAUGCAGGUGUCAGGACUGGAAGCCGAAGUGAGGAUGGCUUCAAUUUGGCGUUCCAGGUGAAUCACUUGAGUCAUUUCCUUCUGACCCACCUCCUCCUGGAGCGGAUGAAGCAGUGUGCAGCCAGCCGUGUGGUGGUGCUGGCUUCCAGUGCACAUCGAAGGGGGAAGAUUGACUUCCAGAACAUCCACAAGCCAGUGGAUGGGCAGAUGGCAGGGAUCCAGUCCUACUGCAACAGCAAACUGGCCAAUAUGCUGUACACCCGGGAGCUCGCCAAUCGACUGGAAGGGACGAACGUUACCUGCUACGCGGUCCAUCCAGGGCUUGUUAACACGGAAUUAUUCCGUCACACUUCAAUCUGGCUGAAGCCUCUUUUCCACCCCAUCUUCUGGCUCUUCUCCCGAGACACGAUCAAUGGAGCUCAGACGUCCAUCUACUGUGCCACUCAGGAAGGCAUCGAGAAGUACAGCGGGCGCUAUUUUGCCAAUUGCAGCCUGCAGGACCCCAAGCCACAUGCCCAGGAUGAUGCCGUGGCCAAGAAACUUUGGGAGGUCAGCGAGAGGAUGGUGGGGCUGGCGAACUAGGCUGCGGUGUUUUUCAAAGAGGGUUCGUCUCCAUGGAACAGGUGCCUGUGCAGAACCAUCCGUGAAACUGAGGAAAGUUUUUAAUUCAAACUGAGGAAAGUUUUUUAUUCAAAGUGUGGCGUCAAACGGCAGGGUUCUACGGGGGAAAUAACACCGACCCAAAGCAGCACUUCUCAAUUUCGUAAAAUGGGGGCAUCUUUGAAUAAUAGCCGGCUGGUGGAUAGGGCUUGGAUGGUGUCUUAGGGCAUCAGAUGGAGAUAGAUGCCUCUCAUAAUGUGAAAAGGCUGUGGGUCUGGUGAGCUCUGGGAUGUUACUUUUUCUGCUUGGUGUACUUUAUCCGCAACGAGACCUUGUGGGUCUCCAAGCAACGGAGUUUUGCAAUAAAAUGUACAGACUUCUUUGCUCUUUCCUCCAUUGCAAGCUGUCUCCCAUACCUUGAAUUGUCUCUAGAGCCAGGGUGAGGAACUGUUUUCAGCCAGGGGGCUGCGUUUCAUCAUCACAGGCAAUCUUCUCGGGUCUGCAUGCCAGUGCCUGGGGAGAGUCCUUAGGACUGGCUGGAAGAAGGCUAUAAGAAGAAGAAGAGUUUGGAUUUGAUAUCCAAGGCUUUCCCCCUCACCGAGUCCUCGCAGUCCAUGAUGACGGGAACAACACCCGUCAGCCAGGCCUUCUGUAU
This is a messenger RNA of Lacerta agilis (Sand lizard), 1628 nucleotides long. RefSeq names its product dehydrogenase/reductase SDR family member 13-like. The transcript has 5 exons. Lineage: Eukaryota; Metazoa; Chordata; Lepidosauria; Squamata; Lacertidae. Bases 5 to 955 code for a protein of 316 amino acids. The record is from RefSeq and is a predicted model, not a curated record.